ACUGUAUCGGUAGUGAAUUUUGCUAAAGUCGACAUUGUAAGUCCCAAAAACAGUCUCUAAAGCCUAUUUUUCUAGUAGUGGUCCUAUUAUCACACUAAACAAUGUCAGCUUUGAUGUUCAUGGAAGAAAUUUUUUGUAGUAGUGAAAGUGAGGUGUUAAGAUAUAUGUAUGAGUUCUAAUUCAAAAUUAAUUGCUAAUAAGAGAAAUAAUAUAUCUAUUACCAUAAUAGAAGGGAAAAUUUACACCCACUACUGAUUUUUCCCAUUUUAUUACAUUUAUACUGUGCCACGCUGGAAACAACAUUUAUACUGUUUUUUUUUUUGGCAGUUUACUGCCUUUUAAACUUUAGCCGUGUAAGGGAUUUUCACUGCCACUUGUCACGAUAGGGUUUUGCCACGUUUUUUUUUUUUAAAAAAAAAAAAUUAAUUGUUUGAUUUGACGGUUAUGUGUUCUGAUCAAAAAGUAUUGUAUUUAUGUAUUUUUCUUUUAUUUUUUUUUUAUUAUUUUCGAACCUAAAUUUUGUAAUUGGUAAUCUCUCUCACCUCAACUGUUCAUCUUCUUCCCCAUUUUCAGUUUGCUUAGACGGUUGUAAUAGUGGGUACUUUUUUCAUUUUAAAAAAUUUCAAAUCCCAUCCCACUAUCUUAAACUUCCCUCUCAUUUUCCCUCCCAUUUUUAUUAUUUUUGUCUAUAAAUACCUUCAUAGUUCUUCAUAAUGGCCGUUACUCGUUCAUCACCAUCUCCGGCCAAAGUUACAAAACCCACAAAACAAUCGCAGAAAACCAGACCCAAAUCAAAAAUGGGUAAAAAAAAUCUGAAAGAGAACCCUCCUAGCCCCACUUCCCCUUCUGUUAAAAGAAAAACCAUUGCUGGACCUUCGAAGAACACUCGAGGAAAAAGACCUCGAACUGUUGUUGAAAAUUCAGACUCAGAUUUUGAGUUGGAUUCUGAAUUUCUUAAGUCGCCUGUUUCUGUUAAGGUAUUUUACUAUUUAUCUGUUGUUGUUUUUGAGGUUUUUUGUUUUUUUGUUAAAUUCGAUUUUUGAAGUUCAUAUAUCUGGGUAUUUGUUUGUUUUUGUUUAUGUAUUUGUAAUUGUUUUAUAUAUCUUGUUUGAUUUAUUUAUGUGUUUUUGUUAAUUUUUUAUUUGUUGUUUUGUUGGUGUUGUUUUUUUUAUUUUAGGGCAAGGGUAAAUCCCCUGUGAAGGUGUUGCCAUCAUCAGGUGUUUCUGAAGAAUUUCCUGUUAAUAGGAUUGUUGAGGUUUGUCAUGUUAUGCAUUCUGUUCUAUGUUUUUUUGUUGUUUUUUUGCUGUUGUUAUUUUCGUAGUGUUUUAUGGUGUUUUAUCAGUAUUUUCAUUGUUCUGUUUUUUAGGAUUGGGAAUGCAAGUACACUCGAUCUCAAUUUUAUCAUUCUAGAGUAGUAACAUCUGGUGAUUACUCUGUACUUGGUGACAUUAAGAGAAUUUUAACUGAAAGCCAAUUGGAAAUUUUUUCAAAAUCUGUGUUUGGUUAUUUUCUUCGAAUUCCUGAGUACAUAAUUCAUUACCAAUUGCUGCAUUGUUUGCUGUUGAGGGAGGUUCAGCAGCCUAAUGGGUUGGAGUUUUGGGUUUGUGUCCAAGGGAAAUACCUUAGGUUUAGUAUCGAAGAGUUUGCGUUGGUCACGGGGUUAGAUUGUCAUGUUGAUUCUGAUUUUUAUCAGUUUAAGCAAGAUGAUAAUGAAUUGGUCAAAUCUUGUUUUAAGGGGUACAAAAAAAUUACCGAGGGUGCUAUUCAGACUGCUUUUAUUGCUGACAAUCUUAAGGAUAACGACGAUCUUGCAGUCAAGUUGGCUGUAUUGUAUUUUGUGCAGUGUUAUUUGUUAGGUGGUCCCCCGGGUAAAGUUGUUUCGUCUGAGGAAAUAGAUGUUGUGGAUAGUGGUCGAUAUAAUGAAUUUGGGUGGGGCAAGCAUUGUUUUGAUAUCACUAUGCAUUCUUUGAAGGGUAAGAUAGAUUCUGGUUAUAAGAGGGUAGUUCGUAGUGACGAGGAUGGUGGGUAUUACAGGUUAUUGGGUUUUCCUUUGGCUAUUCAAUUCUGGUUUUUCGAGUGUUGCCCGUAUGUUAUUGGGAAACUAUCCUUGUACUCAAAUGUUGGCAUUCCAAGGAUUUUGAAUUGGCCUAAAUUACCCAAGGACAAGGAGGGUAUGGUGAAAAUGGAUGUCAUGAACACCCUCAUUUUCGAUCGGUCUUUGAAAGAGUUAAAAUUAAGAAACCUCACUCCAACUUCCGUUGAGAGAUUGAGUUUGAGCCUCACUGAUUUUUUCUCUGGUGAGACUACUCCCGAGGCUGUGAAAUUCAAAAUUAAAGGUGGUUCCAAGCCUGCUGGUCAACCUGGCUUGAUGGGUUCUUCUUCAUCAACUGCUCAUGAGAAUGUCUCCCGAGUUGAGUUUGAGGAAUUUAAAAAGUGUUUAUCUGUUGUUGUCAGCCAGCAAGGGAUUCUUAUGAAAUCUGUUGCUGAGAUGAACAAGAAGCUGGACAUUCUUAUUGAGGUGUUUUUUUUUAAUUGUCAUUACUUUUUCUGUUAUUUUUUUAGUAGUGUUUUUAUGUUGUUUUAUACAGUUAAUUAAUUUUUUAUUUUUUUUUUGUUCUCAGUCAUCCCAAGGUGGUCUCACUCACAAUGGAUCUCAGUCUGAAGAUGCUCUUCGUACUUCAGAAAAUGAGGAUGAUGAAGAUUCCACUUCGGAGGAA
Molecule: messenger RNA, 2717 nt
Organism: Cannabis sativa
Lineage: Eukaryota; Viridiplantae; Streptophyta; Magnoliopsida; Rosales; Cannabaceae
Exons: 2
Coding region: 1958-2596 (212 amino acids)
Source: RefSeq, a predicted model, not a curated record